Homarus americanus (American lobster) is the source of this 2924-nucleotide messenger RNA. Its product is annotated as dehydrogenase/reductase SDR family member on chromosome X-like. Lineage: Eukaryota; Metazoa; Arthropoda; Malacostraca; Decapoda; Nephropidae. The transcript is spliced from 7 exons. The record is from RefSeq and is a predicted model, not a curated record. The coding region runs from base 331 to 1155 and encodes 274 amino acids.
UUGUGGGCGAUAGGCGCAUUACCUCUUCAUCUAUUAUUUGAAAUGUGAUCGUGCCACUGUUUGUCAUUAAAUACCGUUUUUGUUGUUACCUAAACAUAACCAAAAGGGAUUAAAGGGACCGUAUGUAAAGGAAUAUGGGAGGUGUGGUGGUGUGGAGAGUAGCCGACACUCCUACAGGUGGUCGCUGGGGUGGACGGCAGAGGUGAGGUAAACACUGAAGGCGGGACAAGUGUUGUGUUUCAUGAGGGUUAACAGUUGGCCCAAAACACCGCUACUCUGUUUUUACAUUAUCUACAGCCUUGUGUUAGAACUAUUAAGACAUCAGAGAUAAUGACAAUGGACUCUGUGGGCAAGUAUUUGUGGAUAGUAUGGAGCUACCUAAAGCUUUAUGCUCUGGGGUUGUGGUAUCUAGUGAAGGAACUCUGCACCCCACACAAGAAACCCUCAGGGAUAGAGAGUCAAAAUGGACGUGUGGCUAUUGUGACGGGCGGUGGGCGUGGCAUUGGCUUGGAAACUGUGCGCCGGUUCCUGGAGCUCAAUAUGACAGUUGUUAUUGCGGGUAGAAAUGUAGCUGCUCUAGAGGAGGCUGUGUCCGAGUUGCGAGCCGAGGGGAUACAAGGAGGAACUACCAAGUGCCUGGAACUUGAUCUGAUGAGGCUAUCUUCUGUCCGCAAGUUUGUUGAAGAAUUCUUUGCCCUCAAUUUUCCUCUCCAUCUUCUUGUUAAUAAUGCGGGCAUUAUGUUCUGGCCAAAGGAAAUAACAGAGGAUGGGCAUGAGUCACACUGGAGUGUGAAUUACCUUGGCCACUUCCUCCUCACCCACCUCUUGUUCCCAAGCCUGGUAGCCAACUCCACUCCAGAAAGGCCUGCUCGGGUGGUUAACUUAUCAUCAUCAGCACAUUAUAUUGGUUCCAUCAAUUUUGAUGACAUUAAUAGCAAGAAACAUUAUUGUGCUCGGGCUGCAUAUUCACAAAGCAAGUUGGCGCAGUUAAUGUUCACCAUGACGCUGGCUGAUCACCAGAGAUCUAGUGGAGGGAACGUCGUGGUCAAUGCUGUCCAUCCAGGUGUUGUGGCAACACAACUAUUUCAACAUGUUGCAUGGGCAAGAAUUUUCCCCCUGCUGGCAACAACUUUCCUCAAGGGACCUCCCCUCUGAGGGAGUGGCCACGACAGAAGAACCUCCGGGCCAUCCUAUCACUGCAUACCUCCUUUGCCCUUUCUUUUCACUUAAUCCCCUCCCCAGUUUUCUCCUUCAUUAUUCCACCUUUCCAUUCCAGUAUGUCUGUUCUCUCACUCUACCCAGUGAACCUAUUACAUUUUUCUAUACUUCUGUACUGUACACUGUUACAUCUUUACUGUCCUCCCCUCCCUCAUUCUUCUCACUUACCCAUACUAUCUCAGAAAGCCUCAUCUGUUACAUUCAACAUUAGUUUAAAACAUUCUCUCCAUCUCACCUUUACUUACUCCUUGUAUAAUGUUCCCUCUUGUUAUUCUUACCUGGUUCUUUUGAUCUUUUGUAGCAUAUUCAUUUCCUUCCAAAACAGCUUCUUGUCCUCUUUAACACCUGACAACCUUUCUACCCUUCUUUUGUCUUCUCUUUUUUUCUUCCUGAGGUGAGAGGCUGAACCCAGCUCAGUUGUAAAAGUUGGAAGUGGCUGGAAGAAGUUCAUACAGCUGGUGUGAGAAGUGAAAUAUUGGCAGUGAGACUUAGACAGUUAUAGAGGAUGACAAAUGUAGUGAGGUGAAAUAAGAAUAGUGAGGUGAAUGUGAGAUGUGGCAUUGAAAGAGAGGAAAUCUUAUUUAGAGUUAAGAGGGCAGCUGGGUAUUGAGAGUAUUGCGUUGGUGAUGUUUAGUUUAGAAGUACAGUACGUUGAGAUGAUUUGGGCAUGUGGAGGAAAUGGAAGAGACCAAUUGGGUCAAAAGAUGCAGAAGUCUGACUUUGGAGAGGAGGAUAGCCAAGGUUAGGCCAAGAAUGACAUGGAGAAGAUGUUGUAAGAAAUGACCUUGGAUAUAAACUUAUGUCUGUAUGGUAAGGAGCUUCCAUCUGGUAAUCAUGACCAACCUUUGAAAGAGUGGGAAAACAGCUGUGAAACUGUGAUGAUGACCAUAUUUUUUAACCCCGUUCUGUCGUCUCUAUGCUUUUCUCUUCCACCUUUCCUAUCUUUCAAUUAUUACCUGUCGCUCUUGUACCCACACUCCUUGGUUGCUCUUCUGGGUCAGGAUUUAUAAACUGUUCUCACUCCUUUUCAACUCCUACUUCACCCAUAUAUAUGUUACCCUUCUCACCUCAGUUAUUUCUUUAAUAUUUUCAGCCACAUUAUCAUUCCUCAACUUUUUUAUUUUUUUAACCACUUCCUCAUUUAUUAGUCAGUUGCGUGGUACAACUUCCAUUCUCUGUUACUGUAUUUUUGCUUCUUCCAAAUAAUGUUCUGUCGCUCUUUUGCACAGCUUCUUAUAGAACGUUUACAUCCACCAUCUUACAUUUCAGUCUUCAUUCCACUAACAACUGGUGAUCUUCUCUUUGUCUUCUGUUAAUUUAUGGAUGUCUUUAUUUUUGAAACCAUAAACUGUAUUUCCUAUUAUCAUGCAAAUUUAUCUCAGUUUCUCUCCCUUUCCUUUCAUUCUUGACACUCGUUAUUAUCUGAAAAUUCUGUCCAUUUUCCUGUCACUCAUUCUCAUGUUUGAAGCUUCCAUCUCUUUCUCUCACAGUGAAGCUUUCAGUGUAGUAAUUCAGAUCUUUCUAAAUCUCUCUUUCCUCCUCCCUCCUUUUCACUCCUUGGGGUACAUGCACUCACAAUAACCCAUCUCUUAUACCCAUGAUAUUCUGGGAUUGACCCUCAGGUAGUGGGCAACUACCAAACAGGGAGGUGGUACUGCAUGGGAAGAUAUUGGAAGCAUAAUGUGUUGUCUAAUGGUAGACCCUGC